Messenger RNA from Habropoda laboriosa, 1059 nucleotides. RefSeq lists its product as uncharacterized. Gene Ontology annotation, cellular component: aminoacyl-tRNA synthetase multienzyme complex. The transcript is spliced from 4 exons. The coding region runs from base 151 to 1059 and encodes 302 amino acids. The record is from RefSeq and is a predicted model, not a curated record. Lineage: Eukaryota; Metazoa; Arthropoda; Insecta; Hymenoptera; Apidae.
AUGAAAGCACGACGGAGACAAGGGGGAUCAAAGAAAAAUGGCCGCCUAGCGAAAAUCGAGAAAUACGAAAGACGAACGAGAGUGUGACGAUCGAAUGUGAAUACGAACCGACGGUUUUUUUUACGACUUAAUCUCGGAAGAAUUAACGAAAUGCGCAACGAAAUGACGAUGUAUACGUUGAAACCGAUUGUUUCCCUGCCACAAACGUUGUAUCAUAGAAAAACGAUGUAUGAAAUGCGAAAUAUUCAUGAAGAACGAUCAACAGACGACCAUACGGAAGCCGAGAACAAGAUCGUACCCGAUAUCACUGAGCAGGUUAUCAGCUUUUUAAAGAGUCCAUUGCCAGAGUAUAAUGCAUUAGAAAUAAGGCAAGAAAAGAUAUUGGAACAGCUUGCAGAACUUAAAAAACAAGUUUUAACGCUUUCUGAUUUCUUAAAACAAACUAAUCAAGUUUUACUAGUUGAUGAAAAACCUAAAUGUCAGGAGACAAUUGAUGUGAAUCUUAUAAUUAAUGUGAAUCCAAAAAGACCACCUUAUUUUAUAUCUGCAUUACAAAAAAUAUGGACGGACACUGACAUUAAAGUACAAACUUAUGUUCAUUCAAGUGUUAGUCAAGAAGGGCCCAUUAGUUAUCAAUCAACCACAACUUCUUCUAGGAAAAAUAUUAUUAAUUUAUCAGUGAUCUGGAAAGAUGUUGAAGAUCUUGAACUUGUAUCUGGUCUACAUAAUUAUCAUAUAAUUGGUGAAACAAAUUUCCUAAGGUAUUUAAGUAGGUUAAUAGAUUCACAUAAUUAUGAAAAUUCUUUCUGUGUAGAAAAAGUAAAUUUGACCGAUACCAUAUUAGAUUUAUGUCAUAGUAUACAUUUUGAAAAAUCAUCAAAGAAACAGCAAGAAAUAUUGCUGUUAAUAGCUAGUAAGGUAGAUACAAAUUGGUCUGAUAAAAAGACACCUGAUGUAGCAGACAUUGUUGCAUGGUGUACAAUUAAACAAAUUUUUCCAAAGAAAUAUCCAUCAAAACUAAAUAAGUGGUUUGCUGCAUGUGAAAAACUUCUUACAUAA